Molecule: messenger RNA, 1946 nt
Organism: Kickxella alabastrina
Lineage: Eukaryota; Fungi; Kickxellomycota; Kickxellomycetes; Kickxellales; Kickxellaceae
Exons: 1
Coding region: 124-1842 (572 amino acids)
Source: RefSeq, a predicted model, not a curated record
GAGGCUGAGGCUGAGGCUGAGGCUGAGGCUGAGGCUGAGGCUGAGGCUGAGGCUGAGGCUGGGGCUGGGGCUGGGACUGGGGUUGAGGCGGAAUCGCCGCGUCACCCCAUUGAGGAUGUUUCCAUGACGGAGUGUGCGCUAAUGCCGCCAUCGGCGCCUCCGAUGCCACCGUUGUCGUCGUCGUCUUCCUUAGGGUCUUCUGCGCAGCCCGAUACUUUGUCGCUGAUGAGUUGCAACAGCGAAGCUAAUGUGGGUGGCAGAAGUAGCAGUGGGACUUACGAGACAUCCAUGUCGGGUGGGGGCACCAGCAUUAUGGAGAGCCCUGUGGCACCGUUGUCCGGUGCGUUGUCUGGGCCGAUGGUUGCGCCUUUGGGCUCAUUUCUGGCUGGCCAAGAGACGCUGGAUGCUGCCGCGCUGAGGCUGUCGCUGAGAUUGUCGUCUGACGCGUCUUGUUUUGGGCAGUUUGGUCUGGCUGCUUUUGCUGUGCAGCAGCAGCAACAGGAUAAGAGUAUGGAUGCGGUGAAUGAGGAAAAGGAAGAGGAGGAGGUGGGGGCGGCGCCUGGUAAGCAUGGGUUGCUGCCGUCUAAGGGUGCACCACCGUCGCCGUUGGCUGUGGCGACGGCGAAAGCAGCGGCGACUGCGGCGGCAACUGCUGAUGUUGCUUCGGCGGCGAAGACAUCCGUGGCAAAUGCUUCUGUGGUAAAAGAGGAGGAUGAUGAUCCGAUGCGGUCUCGAUUGCGGUCACUGCGGUCUCGGCGGGCGUCCAAGGAUAUGGACACUUCUACUGGCAGAAGUGCGUUGUCGGCAGCGCAAUCAGUACCAUCAAAUUCUUCUACUUCUGCGAGCGGCAUCAGCAGUAGUAGCAGCAGCAGCAGGCGGUUCAGGGCAUCGCUAUCAUCUAAACCUGACACACCAGCGGCUGGUGGGAAGAAGAAGCCGGUGACAAAGAUGGGACCGAUGCAGUUGGACCGGUUGACCAAAUUGAACACACGGCGUAAUUCGACCUAUAUGGCUUGUCGGAUUGAGCGGUAUAAUGUGCAGAGAGAGGGCAAACGACCGGUGUCGCCGUCCCUGAUGAUGCAGGUGAAGGCUCAGGAGAAACGCAUGAUGGACGAUGAUGACCGGUACUCUAUAUAUCCAUCUUCCGGCGAUGAGGACGAUGAGAACUAUGAGUAUGAUGAUGGCGAUAAUGAGCUGGAGGAGCCUGAGGCGUUGGAACUAAAUCCGGUAAAUGAAGGUGAAGGGAUGGAGGCGCUGAUUGGCGAGGAUAUUAGGCCUUUGACUCCACUGUCGUUUUCUGAUAGCGAGGACGAGAUUUUUGUGGAUACGGAGGGGCUGGAGAGUAAGAGGAAAUCCAUAGAUCUUAGUGCGAGCCUGCAACAACUGCCACCGAGCAAUGAUUUUGGCGGUAAUGAUACUGCCAAGGAUGUAGCAAUAUCAACGACCGGGCGGAGUAAGAAGCAGUGCCGGCGGCCCAAAGUCCAGUGGGGCAGCAGAUCCACAUUGCGCACGCCCUGGAUUCUCAACACGCCCAUUCCUGAACCGCCUGAGAAGAGCAGCAUAAAGCCUAUUUUGAACGUACUUGAGGAUAACAAUACUGGUGGAUUGGCUGACUCUACCAUGUCGGUGGCGGAGGCGGUCAAGACUGCUGGUAAUAAAAAGCCUGGUGCUGCGCAUGUUCUUAAUGUCGUUCGGGUCGCUUGUAUCACGUAUCCGGCACCUCCGCCUGAAUCUUUAUCGUCUUCUGAAGAGGAGCUGUUUGUAGAUGCUCUGGAUGAAGACGAUUAUGUGCCUAUUGGUAGGAAAAUGACUAGGCGAAGUGCUGGAACUAGAAGACAUUAGAUUUUUUUUCUCUCUCUCUCUCUUUUUUAUUUUUACUUUUUCAUUGCUGAUUAUCGAAUUUUUUAUUCUGAUUUUAUUUAUUUAUAUAAACUUUACCAAAAAAA